UGGGCGCGGGGAGACAGGUGGUGGCUACGACGGCGAAGGGAGCUGAGACUGUCCACGCAGCCAGGUUAGGCCAGGAGGACCAUGUGAAUGGGGCCAGAGGGCUCCCGGGCUGGGCAGGGACCAUGGGCUGUGGCUGCAGCUCACACCCGGAAGAUGACUGGAUGGAAAACAUUGAUGUGUGUGAGAACUGCCAUUAUCCCAUAGUCCCACUGGAUGGCAAGGGCAAGCUGUCCAUCCGAAAUGGCUCUGAGGUGCGGGACCCACUGGUUACCUACGAAGGCUCCAAUCCACCGGCUUCCCCACUGCAAGACAACCUGGUUAUCGCCCUGCACAGCUAUGAGCCCUCUCACGACGGAGACCUGGGCUUUGAGAAGGGGGAACAGCUCCGCAUCCUGGAGCAGAGCGGCGAGUGGUGGAAGGCGCAGUCCCUGACCACGGGUCAGGAAGGCUUCAUCCCCUUCAAUUUUGUGGCCAAAGCGAACAGCCUGGAGCCCGAACCCUGGUUCUUCAAGAACCUUAGCCGCAAGGACGCGGAGCGGCAGCUCCUGGCGCCCGGGAACACUCACGGCUCCUUCCUCAUCCGGGAGAGCGAGAGCACCGCGGGAUCGUUUUCACUGUCGGUCCGGGACUUCGACCAGAACCAGGGAGAGGUGGUGAAACAUUACAAGAUCCGUAAUCUGGACAACGGUGGCUUCUACAUCUCCCCCCGAAUCACUUUUUCCGGCCUGCAUGAACUGGUCCGCCAUUACACCAAUGCUUCAGAUGGGCUCUGUACACGGUUGAGCCGCCCCUGCCAGACCCAGAAGCCCCAGAAGCCGUGGUGGGAGGACGAGUGGGAGGUUCCCAGGGAGACGCUGAAGCUGGUGGAGCGGCUGGGGGCUGGACAGUUCGGGGAGGUGUGGAUGGGGUACUACAACGGGCACACGAAGGUGGCGGUGAAGAGCCUGAAGCAGGGCAGCAUGUCCCCGGACGCCUUCCUGGCCGAGGCCAACCUCAUGAAGCAGCUGCAACACCAGCGGCUGGUUCGGCUCUACGCUGUGGUCACCCAGGAGCCCAUCUACAUCAUCACUGAAUACAUGGAGAACGGGAGUCUAGUGGAUUUUCUCAAGACCCCUUCAGGCAUCAAGUUGACCAUCAACAAACUCCUGGACAUGGCAGCCCAAAUUGCAGAAGGCAUGGCAUUCAUUGAAGAGCGGAAUUAUAUUCAUCGUGACCUUCGGGCUGCCAACAUUCUGGUGUCUGACACCCUGAGCUGCAAGAUUGCAGACUUUGGCCUAGCACGCCUCAUUGAGGACAACGAGUACACAGCUAGGGAGGGGGCCAAGUUUCCCAUUAAGUGGACAGCACCAGAAGCCAUUAACUAUGGGACAUUCACCAUCAAGUCGGAUGUGUGGUCUUUUGGGAUCCUGCUGACGGAAAUUGUCACCCAUGGCCGCAUCCCUUACCCAGGGAUGACCAACCCGGAGGUGAUUCAGAACCUGGAGCGAGGCUACCGCAUGGUGUGCCCUGACAACUGUCCAGAGGAGCUGUACCAACUCAUGAGGCUGUGCUGGAAGGAGCGCCCAGAGGACCGGCCCACCUUUGACUACCUGCGCAGUGUGCUGGAGGACUUCUUCACGGCCACAGAGGGCCAGUACCAGCCUCAGCCUUGAGAGGCCUUGAGAGGCCCUGGGGCUCUCCCCCUUUCUCUCCAGCCUGACUUGGAGAGAUGGAGUUCUUGUGCCAUAGUCACAUGGCCUAUGCACAUAUAAUCCCACCCACAUGUGACACAUAUGCACCUUGUGUCUGUACACGUGUCCUGUAGUUGCGUGGACUCUGCACAUGUGUCUUGUACAUGUGUAGCCUGUGCAUGUGUGUCUUGGACACUGUACAAGGUACCCCUUUCUGGCUCUCCCAUUUCCUGAGACCACAGAGAGAGGGGAGAAGCCUGGGAUUGACAGAAGCUUCUGCCUACUUUUCUUUCCUCAGAUCAUCCAGCAAGUUCCUCAAGGGCCAGGACCUUAUCUAAUACCUCUGUGUGCUCCUCCUUGGUGCCUGGCCUGGCACACAUCAGGAGCUCAAUAAAUGUCUGUUGAUGACUGUUGU
This is a messenger RNA of Pongo pygmaeus (Bornean orangutan), 2085 nucleotides long. It is a transcript of the gene LCK, whose product is annotated as LCK proto-oncogene, Src family tyrosine kinase. Gene Ontology annotation, biological process: protein phosphorylation. Lineage: Eukaryota; Metazoa; Chordata; Mammalia; Primates; Hominidae. The transcript has 13 exons. Gene Ontology annotation, molecular function: protein binding; protein tyrosine kinase activity; ATP binding. The record is from RefSeq and is a predicted model, not a curated record. Bases 123 to 1652 code for a protein of 509 amino acids.